CUAUAGACAUCCCAAGACAUUAAAAGGUUGAUCAUAUAUAGGUUUCAGAUCCACUUAUAGUUCGGUUAUUAUCAAGAACUCUUCGAAAGGCUUGUUCAGAAUGAACGCUUUUUCUUUCCUGUGGCUGGUUCUACCGUUCUUUUCCGUACAAUGUCAAAAAAUGGUUAAAGUGCAGUCUUACAGCCACCUUGUUUCAUACAUGGGUAGAGGAGAAGACGUUCGGUACUUCUUUAAUGCGUCAACCUGCGUCACUUCCGCAAAGGCAUCUCAGUCUAGCGAUGAAAUUCCCGUGAUUGGGGGCGAAUUGAAGUUGUUUAUCGGAAGCAAAGAUCCCGACGAUGCUCAUUUAUUUUUCAGCCAAGUUAGAUACGUGGACAACAAUCCAAACAAUUUAACAGCGGAAAUCCAAACAAUCUAUAUAAUAAACGAUACUGCUAUUGUAUUUUGGGAAACAACCGGUUUCUUUGUAAAUAACACGGGAAACCCUGAUGGUGUAUACUGUAACUGGACUCGAGGCGAAGGAAGUAUAUGGGUAAAACAACAUCCACAACGAAAACAGAUGACGUCAUUCAAUGAAAUUCGUUCAGCGCUAACUUCCGGUGAGAAGAUUCGAUGGGUAGCUAAUUUGAUUGGCUGUAAAUGUCCGUCUGAUUCUGGUCCGGACGACUGCACGGACAGUUUUGUCGGAGAUACUAUUACAGAUUUUAAAAUAUCAGACAAUGGCUCUAUCAGAUUCACUUCGUCCUCAACGUUUCUGGUGCCUUUGUCUUGGGUUUAUGCCCGGAUGAUAGUGUUCGGACAUAUCUAUCAAAACAACACUGCCAAUUUCAUGAUUUCUCUGUUGGACCCGACCACGUGGGACGAUGGAGAUGAUGAGAUAGUCCUAUGUCCAAUAACUCUAAGUUCAGCGCCAAAAGGUGUGGGAUUUUUCCUGAUGGAUCCAUGAAAUCGAUUUACACAUGCAUAGCAUUAUCUGAUAAAGUAUUUUUCAUUUGUUAAUGUUUAAUGUUAUUGUUCAAUAAAAUAUACAUUAUUA
Molecule: messenger RNA, 1036 nt
Organism: Magallana angulata
Lineage: Eukaryota; Metazoa; Mollusca; Bivalvia; Ostreida; Ostreidae
Exons: 5
Coding region: 101-946 (281 amino acids)
Source: RefSeq, a predicted model, not a curated record